Messenger RNA from Acanthosepion pharaonis, 1179 nucleotides. The record is from the annotation of a GenBank genome assembly. NCBI's taxonomy places the organism in Eukaryota, Metazoa, Mollusca, Cephalopoda, Sepiida, Sepiidae.
AUGUGGCUAAAAUAUUUUCUCACAGCUCUUCUCGUGCUAUAUUCUUUCUUUUUCUUACUGUUAUUCAUCCGGUCUUCUUCAUCUUUUUAUUCUUCCUUUACUUCUCCCGGCUUAUGUUUUUUUUUUCCUCUUUCUUUUACUUUUCUCACUUUUUCCCACUCCGCUUCAUAUUUACCGUUACCUUUGAUUCGUUCUACUCUUUUUUCUCUUACCUAUCAUAACUUUCCUUCAUUCCUUCUUCUUUCCUCGCUCCCCCUUCCUCCCCUCCUUCCUUACUUUUUCCCUUCAUUCUUCCCUUCCUUCCUUCCUUCCUUUCCUUCCUUCCUUCCUUCCUGCCUCCCACACUUUCUUCCUUCCUACGUCCCCUCCUUCCUUCUUUCCUUCCUCCAACACUUUCUUCCUUCCCAUGUCCCCUCCUUCCUUCCUCCCUUCCUUCCUCCCACACUUUCUUCUUUCCUACGUCCCCUCCUUCCUUCCUUCCUUCCUUCCUUCCUUCCUUCUUGCUCCCACCCUCCGUUUCUUUCUUUCUUUCUUUCUUUCUUUCUUUCUUUCUUUCUUUCUUUCUUUCUUUCUUUCUUUCUACCUUUUUCUUCCUUCCACCUUUUCUUCCUUCUUCCCCCUGUCUUCCUUCAUUCCUUCCUCCCACCGUUCCUUCCUUCCUUCCUUCCUUCCUUCCUUCCUUCCUUCCUUCCUUCCUUCUUGCUCCUACCCUUCGUUUCUUUCUUUUUUCUUUCUUUCUUUCUUCCACCUUUUCUUCCUUCAUUCCUUCCUGUCUCCCUACCUCCCUGUCAUCCUUCCUUCCUUCCUUCCUUCCUUCCUUCCUUCCUUCCUUCCUUCCUUCCUUCCUAUGUCCCCUUCCUUUUUUCCUUCCUUUUUGCCCACACCCUCCUUUUCUUUCUUUCUUUCUUUCUUUCUUUCUUUCUUUCUUUCUUUCUUUCUUUCUUCCAACUUCUAACCCUUUUCAAUAUUUUCAGCUACAUGAAAUCCAAUAAAUCAACAAGAAUUGCCCUAAAAGUUAAAAGAACUUCACAUUAUUCUCUCUUCUACACCAUAAAGAUCGGGAUGAUGAAACAUUUUACUUGUAUUAACUCUCAAUUUCUCUCCCCCCCCUCUCUCUCUCUCUCACUCUUUCUCUCUAUAUCUAUCUAUCUAUCUAUCUAUCUAUCUAUGUGUCCGUGA